Molecule: messenger RNA, 3176 nt
Organism: Prorocentrum cordatum
Lineage: Eukaryota; Dinophyceae; Prorocentrales; Prorocentraceae
Source: the annotation of a GenBank genome assembly
AUGCGCUGGUCUCGCUGCAAGCAUUGUGGCUCUCAGUGGACCCCGUUCCAGCCAUACACGCCCUCCUCCUUCGGCACGCCUGGUGGAGUCUGGUCAGCUGGCUUCAGCGGCAACCUGCCGUUCUCCCCUUUUGCUGCUGCUCAAGGGCCUCCAGGCACCUUCGCGCCCGGCGACAAUGGUGGUGGCAAAGGUGGCAAGUCACCAGGCGGUCCAGUCAAGCCAGAGACCCUUCUCUCUCGAGAAGAGCAUGCGUCUUUGGCGGAGUUGCUGGCCAAGGCUGGCGACGCGCUGGGAGCGGCCAAGCAUCGUGAGCUGGCCAAGCCACCACCUGCGGCCAAGGAGCCCACCCUGCAGCACCAGGUCUCCAUGGCCCACAGCAAGCUGCGCGGCCUCGAGCGGAAGUUGCAGGGCGCUGUUCAGAGGUACGAGGAGCGGUCGGCGCAGAUGGUGGAGCAGCGUGCAUUGGUCACCAAGUUCACUGAGGAAUGCGAGCAAGCCGACGUUGAGCAUCGUCGACUUGUGGCCGCACUUCAUGCUCAGACGUCAGCGGCCGACUUGCAGAAUGAGCCAGUGGACAAAGCCGUGCCAUGUUCGCUGUCUUCGAUCAUGGACGGGUCCUUCACUGACAAGCUGGUCAUCGACCCCUCGGAGCUGCUCGGUGGCGUCGAGGAUUUCGAGCUCUCGGAGGCCGACAAGGAGGAGCUCGAGAAGAGGGGCAACCAGCUGCGAGAGGGCAUCCAAAAGUUGGCACAGCGUCUUUUCGCGCAGGCCUCCGAGACUGCCAAGAAGAUCCAGGAGGCACACAAGGAGCAUCUCGGACGCCUGGCCAAGAAGAGGUGGAUGCUGAAGCUACCGCUUCUGCUGCUCUACGCCAGCGGGCCGCCAAGAUCAUUCAGCAUGGGCAGCCUGAACAAGACCCUCCCCUGCUGUCGCGUGAGCUUCAGCAGGGGGGCCUUCAUCGUGAACACGUUCAACCCAGCGGCUGGCAAGCAGAGCCCGCACCCGCUGAAGCUGCAGUCGACGCUCGCCCUCGUGGGUACCUUCAGCCUGCUGCUGACGGCCGCCGACGGCUUCCUGGCGCUGCACUUCGCUGCGCAGGGGGGGCACCUGGAGGUGCUCCGCGCGCUCGUGCGGCACGUCGGCUCCAAGGGCGAGCACGGGGCGAUCAAGAGGCACAUCAACCGGGUCGUGCACAAGGGCAAGAAGUCCGCUCUGCACCUUGCGGUUCUGAAGGACCACGCCGAUUGCGCCCGCUUCCUGGUGAUGAAGGGCGCCAGCACGGAGCUCCAGACCGCCCAAGGCCAGACCGCCCUGGACAUCUGCAAGUCCCCCGAGCUCAGGCGCGACCUCACUGGCGACGCGGCGGCGGCCAGCGCGGCUGACGAAGCGCGCGGCGGCCCCGAGGUCACCGCUUCGGAGGCCGAGCGGACCUUCCCGGCGGGGAUGGCCGAGCUGGCCGAGGUGCACUGGAGGUUCUCCGUCGAGGAGACGCCCGCGCUGGCCGCCUCCGACGGGCCAGUCUGGUGCGUGCUGUCCCACCGCGCGCCGGGCGCCGGCGCCGAGAUCCUGGCGCCGCUGUCGCUGACGCUGCAGCGAUCCACCUACCGGAUGCUGCUCUACACGCGUCUGUCCGAGGAGGGGCGGCUGCUGCCGGCGGACCAGCAGUGCCCUGCGUGCGGGCUCACGGUGCUGACCGAGACGGCCGACGGGCUGCUCCUCCUCGCCCGCCCGCCGGCUGGGGCCGGUCGGGAGCAGGCGUGGCGCGCCGUGCCCGCCGCCCGGGCGCUGGCCUCGGCGCUCCUGCGCGAGGCGGUGGAGGGGGCGCUGCGGCAGGAGCCGGGCCCCUCGCCGCUGCGUGCGCCGCCCGGCCUCGCCGGGGCAGCGGGGCGGCCGCUGCGGGCGCCUCCGGGCCUGGCCGGGGGCGAGGAGCAGCCGCUGCAGGGCUCGCGGGAGCACGGCACGGGCCGGUGCGUGCCCUGCUUCUGGCGCUGGAAGCCCCAGGGGUGCGCCUACGGCGCGAGCUGCGACUACUGCCACAGCUGCCCCGACGGCGAGGUGAAGAUGCGGAGGAGGGCGCGCGUGGAGAAGGUCCGUGCUGCCGAGGCACAGGCCGCGGGGCAGCCGCCGCCACAGGCUGGCGAGGCGCACGAGCUUCAGGCGGCCGCGCCGCCCCCGCCGCCGCCGCCGCCGCCGCCCGCGCCGCCGGCGCCGGCGCGCCCGCUGGCGUCGGUGGGCUCCGCGCUCCACGCCUCGGGCGGCUGCAGGCCGUGCUCCUUCCUCCACAGGCCCGCCGGGCGCCAGAGCUCGCAGGCGCAGAGUGCCGCCACUGCCACCUGUGCCCGGACGGCGAGAUCAAGGCGCAGAAGAGCAAGCGCGCGGGCAGCGGGGCGCGCGCCCUCGCCGGCCGGGGGCCGCCGGGCGCCGCCGGCGCCGGCGCCGCGCCGCCGGGCCACGCCGACGUGCGGCCGCCGCUCUGGCAGCUGCUCUCGCUGCAGCCUGCCCCUCCUGCAGAGGCAGCCGCGCAGCUCCUCGAGCCAGAGGCCGCGCUCCAAGGCUCCGCGGCGCCGCGCGCGCUGCGGCCUCACCCUCCGCCCCUGCCCGUGCUGCUGGGGGCGGCGCUGCCGCCGCCGGCGCGGCCGCCCUCCUCGGCGAAGGCGGCGCGGCCGGCGCCGCUGCCCUCCGUGGGCUCCGCCCUGCACGGCACCGGCAGCUGCCGGCCCUGCGCGUUCCUGUGGAAGCCGGCGGGGUGCGGCAAGGGCCAGGCCUGCCAGCACUGCCACCUCUGCCCCUCCGGGGAGCUCCAGGCGCGGCGGCUCGCGAAGCAGAGCAUGCUGCGAAGCGGAUCGCGGAUCGGCCAGGGUGGCGCCCCGCCCCCCGCCUCGCCGGGGGAGGCGCGCCUGUGGCACGCGGUCUGCCUGCAGCUGCUGGCCGAGCGCUCGCGGCUCCUCGAGCGCACGAGGCUCCUCGAGCGCUCCCGCGUCCUCUCCGAGCUGCCCCCGCCGCGGCCCGCCGUGCGCCGUGGGCUGUCCGGGACCCCCGAGCCGUCCGAGCCCUCCGAGCCGUCGGAGCCGUCCGAGUCGAUGUCGAUCGACCUGUCGGCGGAGCUGCGAGAGGCCAAGGUCGGCGGCGCCUUCCUGGAUGGCCUGUUGCUGGCGGGUCCCCCGCCGGGGCUCUAG